CCACUGCCCGGCCGGUGGUGUUGCAGUCGUUCGCGACCGGGGAGCCCAGCGGGGUGUUAUGCUGUGUGGCAGGCUAGCCAGCCGGAUCGUCUUGGCCCCACCUGUGGGGCUAUGGCAGUAGCCUCCUCGUCCUCCGCUGCCGAUAGCCCCGCCUAGUCUCCGGCUUCUGCACGCGGGACCCCCACCGCCUCCGCAAGCUAAGAACCGCUGCCGCCUCCGAGUUCUGAGGGCUACUAUGCUCCCUCUUUGCUGCCGCCUGCCCCUCCCGCCAGCGCAGGCACCCUCAGCCCCGCCUCAGUGUCAAACUGGAAGAGAAGUGAAACUCAACAAAAUUUUUAUGUGUGGAGUUCCUUCUUAAAAGAAACAAGUAAUUAUUGAGACUAUGGAUCGGAGCAAACGGAAUUCCAUUGCAGGAUUUCCUCCACGUGGAGAGCGUCUUGAAGAUUUUGAAGGAAGUGGUGGAGGAGAUGGGAAUGUGAUCCAGAUGGGAAGAGUUUGGCCAUCUUCGUAUCGAGCUCUUAUAAGUGCCUUUUCCAGACUGACGCGUUUAGAUGAUUUCACCUGUGAAAAAAUAGGGUCUGGCUUUUUCUCUGAAGUAUUCAAGGUGCGCCACCGAGCUUCUGGUCAGGUGAUGGCUCUUAAGAUGAACACGCUGAGCAGUAACCGGGCAAACAUGCUGAAAGAAGUGCAGCUCAUGAAUAGAUUGUCCCAUCCCAACAUCCUCAGGUUCAUGGGUGUGUGUGUACAUCAAGGACAAUUGCAUGCACUUACAGAGAACUGCCUGAUAAAGAGGGAUGAGAAUGGUUACUCUGCAGUGGUAGCUGACUUUGGCCUGGCUGAGAAGAUCCCUGAUGUCAGCACUGGGAGUGAAAAGCUGGCUGUGGUGGGUUCACCCUUCUGGAUGGCUCCCGAGGUUCUCCGAGAUGAGCCCUACAAUGAGAAGGCGGAUGUGUUCUCUUACGGUAUCAUCCUCUGUGAGAUCAUUGCCCGCAUCCAGGCUGAUCCGGACUAUCUUCCUCGCACAGAGAACUUUGGGCUGGACUAUGAUGCCUUUCAACACAUGGUGGGAGACUGUCCCCCACACUUUCUGCAGCUCACCUUCAACUGCUGUAAUAUGGAUCCCAAACUACGCCCAUCCUUUGUGGAGAUCGGGAAGACCCUGGAGGAAAUUCUAAGUCACCUACAGGAGGAAGAGCUGGAGAGGGACAGGAAGCUGCAGCCCACAACCAAGGGACUCUUGGAGAAAGGACCUGGGGUGAAGCGACUGAGCUCACUGGAUGACAAGAUCCCUCCCAAGUCCCCAUGCCCAAGACGUACUAUCUGGCUGUCUCGAAGCCAGUCAGACAUUUUCUCCUGUAAGCCUCCACGUACAGUGAAUGUCUUGGACCCCUACUACAGGCCACAGCGAAGUGGUGCUGUGCGCACCCCCAAGAUCAACCCUUUCAGUGCUCGCCAGGACCUUAAAGGUGGCAAGAUCAAGUUCUUUGACCUGCCCAGCAAGUCUGUCAUUUCCCUGGUAUUUGACCUGGAUGCACCAGGGCCUGGAACUAUGCCCAUGGCUGAUUGGCAGGAGCCCCUGGCCCCACUUCCUCGCCGGUGGCGUUCUUUGCCUGGUUCACCAGAGUUCUUGCAUCAAGAGGCCUGUCCGUUUGUGGGCCAAGAAUCACUAUCUGAUGGGCCCCCACCACGCCUCAGUAGUCUCAAGUACAGAGUAAGAGAGAUCCCACCAUUCCGAACAUCUGCCCUAUCAGCUGCUCUAGCCCAGGAGGCCAUGGACUGCUCCAGUUCCCAGGAAGAAAACGGUUUUGGGCCAAGGCCCCAGGGGUCCAGUCCAUGCCUUGCAGGUGCCUCAGAGGAGAUGGAGGUAGAAGAAGAAAGGCUGAGAGGCUUGGCUUCAUUCCCCUUCUCUGUCUCAGGCACAGGCCUGAAAACCCAGGGAGAGCAGGAUGGGUGAAGAGGUUAAUCCCUACCUUAUCUUGGGGAUGGACCUUCAGCUGAAGCCACAGGGCCCCCCUGGUGCACAGCCUUGACUCUUUAGGGACCCACAGAGCAGGCAGACUAGGCCAAGCCAGGCUUAACUUUGGGGCUCCCAGUGCCAACUGGCUUUGUGUAAGAGGGGAGGCAGCAUUGAGAGGCCUUCCUAGUUAGGGCCAACAGCUGAUACCAAGCCUCUGAAAUCUAGCAAGGAGCUCUGGCUCCCACCUGACCCCCCAGUGCACUUCCCGACAGGAUCAGAGGACUCCUAAUGCUACUUUGAGCUGGUAAGCAGCUAAUACCCCAGGUGUAUCUCUUGCCCUUCCCUGGGGCAUAUAAGCUACUGGAUAGAACUUGGAGCUGACCAGGUAGCCAUGGCUAUUUCUCAGACCUGAAGACUGGGCGCUUCUUGCCAGUAUGUCUAAGACACUUGAAUAAUUGCUGUUUGCACUUACUACACGGUCAGACCACGUCACUACAUUUCUAUGCAAGGGGAGGGCAAGGCUGUGUGGUGGUCAAGGCUCUUAUCUAACCUAUUCAGAGAUCUUUAGCAGUUGAUUAAUCUAUUUUCGUAUUUAUGAAGGAGUCUUAGUGUUCUGCCCUAUAAGACUUUCAACCUUGUGGUUGGGAGUGGGGCUGGUUUUGUAGCCCCUAGGGCCUGCUCUAUGUAUUGGUCAACACACGAUUGGUUAAAUGGUUUAUACAUGCACUGAUUUUCUUCCCUUCCUGCUAUGGCUGGAGCUAUGGGAACUGUCUGUCCUUACAGAGUCGCAAUAAGAAAUAACCAAAGAUGAGGCUUGUCAAGUAUUUUCAUAACUUGUUUCUGUUGAUUUUUUUGGUACAACUUUCCCAAGACACUUUCAGAUUUAAAAAUAAAUAAAGUUGGUGUUACAGGUGCUGGU
Molecule: messenger RNA, 2876 nt
Organism: Manis javanica (Malayan pangolin)
Lineage: Eukaryota; Metazoa; Chordata; Mammalia; Pholidota; Manidae
Gene: TESK2
Product: testis associated actin remodelling kinase 2
Biological process (GO): protein phosphorylation; actin cytoskeleton organization
Cellular component (GO): cytoplasm; nucleus
Molecular function (GO): protein serine/threonine kinase activity; ATP binding
Source: RefSeq, a predicted model, not a curated record